AACUCAGCGACUUUCUCUCCGGGAAUCCCAGAACCAUCCGUCGACAUUUCCGUUCCCAAGCUUCUCUUUAAAUUGUCGGAAUUUCUUCUGUCUCGGCUUUAGGAAACCAAAUCCCAUUUCAUCAGGGCUUGUUUUCCUCUCCGUUCAUCCUCUGUAUAAUUGAAGACUCUUAAGUCUGAACCCACCUGCAGUUGGUUUUCUGUUUUUUGGUUUUUUGGUUUUUGAUUCUUCAUCGAUUGUUUGGUAUAGGUUGAGCUUACAAUCUUGUUGUAUUUGGGCAUGUUGGGUGCUAUGGGAGGACCUCUGCGUCUUACAUCGUUGAAUCACAUUUCAAUUGUAUGUAGAUCAGUGGAGGAAUCUCUGAAAUUCUAUCAGGAUGUUCUUGGGUUCAUCCCAGUCAGGCGGCCUGAAUCUCUGAAAUUUGAGGGAGCCUGGCUAUUCGGUUAUGGUAUUGGCAUCCAUCUUCUGCAAUCGGAGAACCCAGAAGGCAUGCCGAGGAAAUCAGAGAUUAAUCCCAAAGAUAAUCAUAUUUCUUUCCAGUGCGAGAGCAUGGUGGCAGUGGAGGUGAAAUUGAAGGAGAUAGGCAUCGAAUACGUGCAGAGAACAGUGAAGGAGGGUGGAAUAUACGUGGAUCAGUUGUUCUUUCAUGACCCAGAUGGCUUCAUGGUCGAGCUUUGCAACUGCGAGAACCUCCCAGUAGUCGACCUCAACGGAGAGCCAAUUGGAGGAGUGUGCUCGAGACGCAUUUUCAAGCACCAGCAGCUUAUUGCGCAACAGCAGAAGCAGCAACCACCACCAUCGCCACCACAAAUGGUUCAAUGUACCCCUGCGAUUCCCGUAAAUGAGGACUUCCUCUCCUGUGCAUGAUUCAAUCGAGAGAGUAACAGUAGAGUUUUAAUCUUAUUUCUGUAGGCAGCAUUUUGUUUUUGUUUGUAAUAUGAAUAUGAUAAGGACGGUCGUGGACGAAAAUGAAAAUCAGAUUAAUCUAUUAUCAACUCAAAUGAAUGAGCCAAACUCUUCUGUUUCUACACGGCACUGCUCUCAGCUCUGUUGAGUCUAUUC
Nelumbo nucifera (sacred lotus) is the source of this 1062-nucleotide messenger RNA. RefSeq names its product glyoxylase I 4-like. NCBI's taxonomy places the organism in Eukaryota, Viridiplantae, Streptophyta, Magnoliopsida, Proteales, Nelumbonaceae. The record is from RefSeq and is a predicted model, not a curated record.